AUGAAGCCGCAGCAGAAAGUGAGUGUAUGUUGUUGUUUGGGUUUGUUGGUGGUGGCAUUGGCGACUGCCUUGAAGGAGAAGGAGAAAGAGCAAGUGUUGUGGUCUAAGUCUUGGUUAGACUUAGCGGACAAAGAUGCGGCGGACUCAGCCUCCUCAGCCUUACCCACACAGACACAGACGCAGCCUCCUCUCAAUCUCAUGGUUCCCCUCACUCUCAUCGACUCUGCUGCUUCUAAAGGAGCUGUCUGCUUGGAUGGCACAUUGCCCGGUUACCAUCUUCAUCCUGGCUAUGGAUCGGGUGCAAACAGCUGGCUCAUUCAGUUGGAGGGAGGUGGGUGGUGUAACUCAAUCAGAAAUUGUGUUUAUCGCAAAACUACUCGCCGCGGUUCAUCCAAGUUCAUGGAAAAGCAAUUACCAUUCACAGGAAUAUUGAGCAAUAAAGCUGAAGAAAACCCUGAUUUCUUCAACUGGAACAGGGUCAAGCUACGUUACUGUGAUGGGGCUUCUUUUAGUGGAGACAGUCAGAAUGAGGCUGCACAACUUCAUUUUCGAGGGCAACGGAUAUGGUUAGCCGCUAUGGAAGAGUUAAUGUCCAAGGGAAUGCAGAAAGCUGACCAGGCUCUUCUUUCUGGAUGUUCUGCUGGGGGUCUGGCAUCCAUACUACACUGUGAUGAGUUCCAAGACUUGUUUCCCGAAACUACCAGAGUGAAAUGUCUAAGUGAUGCUGGAAUGUUCCUUGAUGCAAUUGAUGUAUCUGGUGGCCACACUCUAAAGAAUUUGUAUGCUGGUGUGGUUAGCUUGCAGGAAGUGCAAAAAAAUCUGCCAAAGACUUGUAUCGACCACCUAGACCCAACUUCGUGCUUCUUUCCUCAAAAUUUGGUUGCAAAUGUUAAGACUCCCAUGUUUCUUCUCAAUGCAGCCUAUGAUGCAUGGCAGGUUCAAGCUAGUUUAGCCCCUCCAUCUGCAGAUCCUCGUGGCUUAUGGGGUGCAUGCAAAUCAAACCAUGCACUUUGUAAUUCAUCCCAGAUCCAGUUUUUGCAAGACUUCAGGAAUCAAAUGCUCAAUGCUGUUAGAGAUUUCUCAAUGUCCACUAAAAAUGGUUUAUUCAUAAAUUCCUGCUUUGCUCACUGCCAAUCUGAGAGACAAGACACAUGGUUUGCUGAUGAUUCUCCUGUUCUUGGAAACAGGGCAAUUGCAUUGUCUGUUGGAGACUGGUACUUUGAUCGACUGCCGGUUAAAGCUAUUGACUGUGCAUAUCCCUGUGAUAACACCUGCCACAAUCUAAUGUUCAAUGACCAAGAGCUUCUUGUGGUGAGGCACUGCCCAUUGAAACUGAAGAGCUUUGAACAGGUUCUUUACCACGGGGAUUCUAUUAAUGACCAUUUAGCUUCUAAGGCGGGCAGGCAUAUGCUAAUCCCAUAA
Molecule: messenger RNA, 1422 nt
Organism: Prunus armeniaca (apricot)
Lineage: Eukaryota; Viridiplantae; Streptophyta; Magnoliopsida; Rosales; Rosaceae
Source: the annotation of a GenBank genome assembly